AUGGGUUGCUGUGGCUGUAGAGGUAACAGCUGUGGCGGCUGUGGCGGCUGUGGCGGCUGUGGCGGCUGUGGUGGCUGUGGCUGCGGUGGUGGUUGUGGUGGCUGUGGCGGCUGUACCACGUGUACCUGCCGCCGUGUGGGCUGCUGCUCUGCCUGCUGCCCCUGUUGCUGUGGCUGCUGUGGAGGCUGCUGUAGCCCCAUGGUUGUCUGCUGCCGCCGCACCUGCUGCUCUGGCUCCUGUGGCUGUGGUGGUGGCUGUGGUAAGGGCUGUGGCUGUGGCAAGGGCUGCUGCCAACAGAAAUGCUGCUGCCAGCAAUGCUGCUGUAAGAGGCAAUGCUGCUGCUAGAGGGGAGCAGUCAGGGCAGGGCCUCCAGGAAGGCCCUGCUGAGCCCAUGCUCUGUCCAGCAAGGUAGGACUUUCCUUCAUCUCAGCCUAUCUGCUUCCCUCUGUCUCGUGUGCCAUCUCCUGGGCUCCCUGCCAUUGAGUGAGUAGCCUCCUACUUGUAGGAUGAUUAUGAUUGUUGUGAGAGGUAGCAUGAUAUAGUGGAUAGGACACUGGACUUGGAGCUGGGGAUACCUGGGUUCAAAUCCUAGUCUUAGACACUUAUCAGCUGUGUGACUCUGGGUGAGUCAUUUGGCCUCAACUCUCUCAACUGUAGAAUAGGGAUGGGGCUGGACUUGGUGGCUUCUAAGAUCCCUUCCAGUUCUAAAUCUGUGCUUCCAUGACUGUGGGUACCUCAGCUUCUCCAGUCUUUUAUCCUAGGUAUAAUUCUAUCACCAAUCUGUCUUUUUUUCAGUACUAAGGCAAAUCCCCAAAGAGACCAGCUACUAUGAAGCAAGUCCUAAGUAUACAAAUAAUAGGAUUCUGGUUCUCUAAUCUUUUUAUCCUCUGAAAUCUCCUAGGCAAUAUUAUCUUUUCAAUUUUGGGUCUAUAUAUUUUUUCCUCUUAGUGUAUACACUAUGUGACUGUCCUCCUCUACUAUGUUUUAUCUUU
Messenger RNA from Dromiciops gliroides (monito del monte), 992 nucleotides. RefSeq names its product small cysteine and glycine repeat-containing protein 7-like. The transcript has a single exon. The record is from RefSeq and is a predicted model, not a curated record. Lineage: Eukaryota; Metazoa; Chordata; Mammalia; Microbiotheria; Microbiotheriidae. The coding region runs from base 1 to 345 and encodes 114 amino acids.